Ictalurus furcatus (blue catfish) is the source of this 1122-nucleotide messenger RNA. It is a transcript of the gene ucn1, whose product is annotated as urotensin 1. NCBI's taxonomy places the organism in Eukaryota, Metazoa, Chordata, Actinopteri, Siluriformes, Ictaluridae. Gene Ontology annotation, cellular component: extracellular region. The transcript has a single exon. The coding region runs from base 294 to 701 and encodes 135 amino acids. Gene Ontology annotation, molecular function: hormone activity. The record is from RefSeq and is a predicted model, not a curated record.
ACAAUCUGUUCAAUGUUUUCCUUGCUAUCUGUUCAUUGAUUUUAUUUAUUAAAUCUUAUUUAAUGCAUAAUUUAGUGUGUUUUUCACUGUUUUUACAGUGAAUAAUUCCAUCAAAAAUGGUUCAAAAAUGGUUCAAUUAGGCUACUUAAAUUUUUUCUUUAUACUGUAGUGAAGCCCUAGGUCAUAGUUCAUACGUGUACUAAUUAUUGUACAUAAUUAUUUAAUUAUAGUGUACAUGCACUUGAUUGAGCUUUUGUGUCUCUUGAAUCCAGGGUGUGUCUGCUCUGUCCAGCAUGAAGCCUGUCGCCUCUGUCUUGCUAAUAGCUGCUGUAUUACUAUCCACUCACAUUCCAACAAGCAUAUGUAGACCACGGGAUUUAAGUCUCUUUGAUCACCAUGAUGACUACAAAAACCAGCUGGAUGAAGUAUUGCUUAGGGUGGGAAAGGGCGAGACCAUGUCCUUCCUCAGCGGCGGAAACGGUCGAGGACACGAGCUAAGAAUCGGCUCGCGCUCCCCAACUUCUCCCAGUCUGAACAGUUUGGAGGAGCUCAUCGGUUUUACUAAGAGGAAUGAUGACCCGCCCAUAUCAAUUGAUCUCACCUUUCAUCUGCUGCGCAAUAUGAUUGAAAUGGCACGGAUCGAGAAUCAGAGGGAACAGGCAGAACUGAACCGCAAAUAUCUGGACGAAGUCGGGAAGUAAAAAAGCAUUCUCGAACAGGAAAACACACUCUCAGACCUCAGUUUGCUUUCUUGAAGUUUUUGUUAAAGCAUUAUACUACUCUACUGGGAAAGAAAUAUGACUUAACUCAGUGCAAUGGGUAAACAGCCAAAACAGGGAAACACGACAGAGUGGAUAACUGAACUCCCAUCACACACAGGGCCGGAGUGGGACUCAUUUUCAGCCCUGGAGUUUCAUGCCUUAGACCGGCCCACUUUAGUUCACGACUGACUAUAUUAAAAUAAUGUAAUUAAAACAUCACGAUAUAAGUCUGCAAUAGUGCACUGUUCUCUACAGCCUUGAAAUUCAUUGUAUUUUUCAAAAAUAUCAUAAUUUCCAAUUCAGUGCAAAUACAGUAGCCUAAGUGUUGCUUCACAGUGAAGAUUUAUUUAACAACAGUAUU